Molecule: messenger RNA, 381 nt
Organism: Quercus robur (English oak)
Lineage: Eukaryota; Viridiplantae; Streptophyta; Magnoliopsida; Fagales; Fagaceae
Product: cyclin-dependent protein kinase inhibitor SMR9-like
Exons: 1
Coding region: 1-381 (126 amino acids)
Biological process (GO): regulation of DNA endoreduplication
Source: RefSeq, a predicted model, not a curated record
AUGGCUCCAUCUGGUAGUACAACAACAAGAAGAAGACCAACAAGAAAGCCAAGAAGAAAAUAUUUCAAGAAGAAGCUUGUACAGCCCAAGAAUCAAAAAGCAUCAAGGAGUUUGCCUUCUAACUCUUCCACCACCACAAGCUUCAAUUCAAAGAUUAGUGACUUAACUUCUGAGGGUGUUGAAGUUGAACUCACUUCAAGUGGCUGCUCUACACCAAAAGCUCAGAGAUUCAAAAUACCAGAGAUUUUAACAUGCCCACCAGCACCCAAGAAGCAAAGGGUAGUUUCAAAUUGCUCACUGCAAAGGUCUCCAAUCGCAUUCUUUGCUCCUCCAGACUUAGAGCUCUUCUUCUUCUUUGCACUAAGAGAUAUUUCGGUUUGA